This is a messenger RNA of Polychytrium aggregatum, 1229 nucleotides long. RefSeq lists its product as uncharacterized. Gene Ontology annotation, biological process: positive regulation of mRNA splicing, via spliceosome. The transcript has 6 exons. The record is from RefSeq and is a predicted model, not a curated record. The coding region runs from base 293 to 1009 and encodes 238 amino acids. Gene Ontology annotation, molecular function: RNA binding. NCBI's taxonomy places the organism in Eukaryota, Fungi, Chytridiomycota, Chytridiomycetes, Polychytriales. Gene Ontology annotation, cellular component: spliceosomal complex.
CCUCCUUCCCAAUUGCUCCUCGCCAUCACCUCGCUUUCGGACCGUCAUCUCUCGCCCUCGCUCUGCCUUUGCAAACCAAUGGCGUCAGAGCUUGCUAUGCGCCGGUCAACGCUCUCUGGUCGAUCAACGGCUUCUCCAAAUGCGCAUACCAAGCUCGCCUUGAAUCUCAAGUCGUUCUUGAAGUCUGCCAAACGCAACGUUUGUAACUAAUAUUCAAUAUGUCCGGCAUUUGCGAUUGUCUCUGCAUGCUCUCGACUCCCGUGAUCGACGGCGGCUGCCACUGGAUCCUCGCAUGCUCAGAUCGAGCUCUCGGUCUCCUACUCGAACCUCGUCCCGCCCUGCCCACGCUCGCUACGGAUCUCCCUCCUAUCAAAGCCCCCCUCCCUCCAAGGUCUUGGGUGUCUUUGGUCUCAGCCUGAGAACCCGCGAGGAAGACUUGCAGCAUCUCUUUGGGGAGUACGGACGCGUUGAAAAGGUUACCCUCAUCGUGGAUCGCAAUACCAACCAAUCCAAGGGUUUUGCCUUCGUCCAAAUGGCGGAUGAAAACAGUGCCGCCGAAGCCAAGGAGAAGCUCAACGGCAUGAGCUACCACGAUCGGUCCAUGCGUGUCGACUUUUCGUUCACCUCCAAGCCCCACGAUCCCACCCCUGGCCAGUACAUGGGACGAAAGACCCAGCGCGACGGCUUCCGUGACCGUGGCGGACGCUUUGACCGCGAUCGCCGCGACCGUGAUCGUUUCGACCGCCGUGAUCGCGACUACGAUCGCCGCGACCGUGACUAUGAUCGUGAUCGCGAUUACGAUCGCCGUGACCGCGAACCCGACCGAGACUACGAUCGUGACCGUGGCUAUGAUCGUGACCGUGAUUACGAUCGCCGUGAUCGCGAAUACGACCGAGACUAUGAUCGCGAUCGCGACCGCGAUUACGAUCGCCGCGACCGAUACGAGCGCGAGAGCCGACGCCAACGCAGCACCAGCCGCGAGCGAAGAUACCGCAGCCGCUCGCGCUAGACGAGAGGCGACAGUCUUUUGCGCCUGGCCAGCUGCCGCUGGAGCUCGGAUGCCAACCGUUUCCUCCCAUCUUGCUUUCCUGCCGACGCGCCGGCUGAUGCUGUGGCUGCAGCGACGAUCGACGGAAGAGGAGCGCAUCCGCACUUGCUCUGUCCGCUCCCGCUCUGCUCGUGCCCGAUGCUCGAGCGACGAAAUAUACACGUUGUGCAAUCUAGCACCC